Molecule: messenger RNA, 2091 nt
Organism: Rhodamnia argentea
Lineage: Eukaryota; Viridiplantae; Streptophyta; Magnoliopsida; Myrtales; Myrtaceae
Product: serine/threonine-protein kinase tricornered-like
Exons: 13
Coding region: 7-1626 (539 amino acids)
Biological process (GO): intracellular signal transduction; peptidyl-serine phosphorylation
Molecular function (GO): ATP binding; protein serine/threonine kinase activity
Source: RefSeq, a predicted model, not a curated record
GGAGACAUGGAGAAUCACCAGGAGGUGGAGGGAGAGGAGAAGGAGGACAAGGUAGGGCCAAUGGAGGAAGACGAGCAGGUCGGUUCGACCUUGACGAUGGAGCGAGUCGCCGCCGCGAAGCAGUUCAUCGAGAACCACUACAGAGCGCAAAUGAAGCAUAUCCAACAGCGGAAAGAGAGGCGCUUGGUGCUGGAAAGAAAGUUAGCCUCUUCAGAUGUAUCUGAAGAAGAACAGAUCAAUUUACUAAAGGAUUUGGAACGGAAGGAGACGGAGUACAUGAGACUUAAACGGCACAAGAUAUGUGUUGAUGAUUUUGAGCUACUUACAAUCAUAGGAAGAGGAGCUUUUGGAGAGGUCAGACUUUGCCGUGAAAAGAAAUCAGGGAACAUCUAUGCCAUGAAGAAAUUGAAGAAGUCAGAAAUGCUUAGCCGAGGCCAGGUUGAGCACGUUAGAGCUGAAAGGAAUUUGCUUGCAGAAGUUGCCAGCCAUUUUAUUGUUAAACUCUAUUAUUCUUUCCAAGAUGCCGAGUAUCUAUAUUUGAUAAUGGAAUAUCUGCCCGGUGGUGACAUGAUGACUUUGCUUAUGAGAGAGGAGACUUUGACUGAAACGGUGGCCAAAUUUUAUAUUGCUCAAAGUGUUCUUGCCAUAGAAUCCAUUCAUAAGCAUAAUUACAUUCACAGGGAUAUAAAACCAGACAACCUUCUGUUGGACAUAAAUGGUCACAUGAAGCUUUCUGAUUUUGGUCUGUGCAAACCUCUUGACUGCUCAAAUUUAUAUUCUAUAGAUGAAAACGAAGCCAUGGAUGAUGGCAAUGUCGGUGAAUCGAUGGACAUUGAUGGGUGCUUUCCCGAAACUAGUGGCGGGGGGCGCUGGAAAAGUCCCCUUGAGCAGCUUCAACAUUGGCAGAUAAAUAGAAGAAAACUGGCUUUCUCUACUGUUGGCACACCUGAUUAUAUUGCCCCAGAAGUUUUGCUGAAGAAAGGAUAUGGCAUGGAGUGCGACUGGUGGUCACUUGGUGCAAUCAUGUAUGAGAUGCUUGUUGGUUAUCCUCCAUUCUAUGCGGAUGAUCCAAUAAUGACAUGCAGAAAGAUUGUGCAUUGGAAGAAUCAUUUAAAAUUUCCAGAGGACGCCAGAUUGUCACCUGAAGCAAGGGAUUUGAUCUGUAGGCUUCUUUGUGAUGUGGAUAACAGACUUGGUACUCGAGGGGCAGAACAGAUUAGGGUUCAUCCUUGGUUCAAAGAUAUUGACUGGGAUAGACUUUACGAAAUGGAAGCUGCUUUUAAGCCGCAGGUCAAUGGGGAACUUGAUACACAGAAUUUCAUGAAAUUUGAUGAGGUGGAAUCUCCUACGCCUUCAAGGACAGGAUCUGGACCUUCAAGGAAGCAGAUGAUGUUGACACCUAAGGACCUCAGUUUUGUUGGCUACACAUACAAGAAUUUUGAGGCACUUAAGGGGGCUUAUGAUCUAUAUGUCCAUUCUGACAUGAAAAGGAGUUCAUCGCCAGCACGGUUAUCCACCGACUCAUUCCACAGUGAUCCCGGAGUGGGCUGCUCCACUGUCAAGUUGACCCCCGACAGUCCUGAAAAGCAGAUGAUCGUGUCGCAAGGGGACACGAUGUCGCAGUGAAGAGCGGUCAACUCUAUAGAUCAGCUUACAUAACAGACGAUUCCCUUCCUCGCUGCAAGGCGAGGGGUGCACCUGCUUAUUUUUCAGUCAGGUUUCACCCCAAGCUACGUUACUAAUUACAUUGACUGCCGUAUAUGCCACAGAACUCAAGCCAAUGUAUAGUAAUAUUGGAAUCUUAGGCGAUGUUGAAAGUGUCUGUAUGUGUCAGUUGGUAGCCAGCCUGUUGUUACGUUUGAAGUUUUGCAUCGAUGUAGGAAGUUUUGGGUACUAAUUGGCUGCCCAGACUACCCAGGUUGGCAGGGCUUAAAGACUUGCCUUCGCUUGUGGUGGGAUGGGCCUCGUUCUGUUUCUCUUGCUUGUUCCUAGCCUUGUGAAGUACCUGUAAUUGCUCUAACUUGUGUCAAGCCGAGAAUGGGAUUAGCGGCGAUUGGCAACCGCGACUUGAAUGGGAAAUGAAGUGUUGUC